GCUUAUGUCGCGCAUGGUUAGACACCAACUUCCGGUCCUCAGAUGGUUCUCAGAGGAAAACAAAAUCGAAUGAAAUUACUUUCGAAAUGGGCGUCUUUGACGUUGUUUCCUAAAUGUAUCUCGAUUUCGUAAUUUUGCAGAUCAGAGACUUCACGAGUUCACGUUCUAGCUAAUGCCAUAGCCAACCAAGGAGCACCUGUCUUUUCCUGAUAACUGAAGGCGUCUGGAUAUGAUCUGCAGUUGCAGAUGAACUUCUUGUCCAAGUUCUCCUGGAAGCCUUUGACAACAUGGAGAAGAGUUGGGACAGCAUAGAUGAAGCAGGAGACUACUCAACAGAUGAAACUAGAAAUAUACCAAGCCAUUCAUGUCAGAAAAUCACUGAACACAAGGGAGCAGAAGGGGGAGAAGAGGUCCUGACUGACAAAACAUAUAAGAAGAAUAUGGCCGAAUUUAAGGUGAAGAAUGAAGAUGACUCUAGUCCUUUUUCGGACAUCCACAGUCAUUCAAAGAUCAUGGCUCAAGAUCUUCAACGAGGGGCAACAGAAGUCAUCCAAGAUAAGUGUUCCCCUUUCUUAGAAAGAUCAUGCCCUGUGGGCCUAACCAAUGUUCAGGAAAGUUGUAUUUUGGCUUCUGGAUUUGAUGUAAAAAAGAAGACCGGUAGAGAUUCUGCUGCAGUGGGGAUCGGUACUAUAGUUUCUUUCUCCCCCUUUUCAAGCAAUCUGUCAAAAAAUAUAAAGGGAACUGUCACACAGUCACCCAUAGACCUUGAGUUACAGCAAUCUUCUUUAUCAGACUCUUCUCUAAGUGACCCCGGACAAUAUUCAAGAGCGGUAGUGGAUGAGAAAGCCUAUGCUGAUGUAUCCCAUCAAAUGUUACCACUUUCGGAAACCAAAAAAGGAAAAGAGAAAAUAUCACUUUUGCCUGUGAUGGAAAAGCAACAAAAGCGAAAAGUUGGUCAGCCAUAUAAGAAAACUCUAGGGAAAAUGGCUAAACUUUCAGCAAUUGCCCAGGAAUGGGAUUCAGAUGCCAUAUCCAGGGUGACUCGCAAUAAGGAUAAUCUAACACCCUCAUGCAAACAAACAGAUGAGAAGAAAUGGGAUGAAAUGUUAGAAUUUCCCCCAACUACCUCAAUUGCCACAAGUUUUGGAUGCAAUUCAACAUCUGAUUCUUCAAACCACUCAGAUGACAUAUCUAAAUCUCAAAUAACUGGACAAAGCAUUUCUAUGGAAUUUAUCCAACCGCCCAGAGGACAGAGAACUUCAAAGACCACACAAAAAGCAGAAGAAGAAGUCCCAGCGCUAAAAUUGACCACUGCCGCAGAGGGGAAAGAUUCUCCUAUAGUACAAGCUCUGGCACAAAACACAUUGGUGCUGUCCGAAACGGUCUGCUCGUUUGAUGAUAACACAGAGGAUGCAUUGAAAGUACAAAAGAUACCUGGAAAAAAUACAGCAAUAACGUCCAAAGCAGGAAAUAGAAGGACUCAGGCGUUCAAAAGAAACAGAAUGACUCCGAGCAGCCUCUUGACCACUCAGUCACAGAGUAGCAGCGCUACACCCCAAGAAAAUUGUAAUUUGGGACUCUCUCAAGAUGCAACUCCACUACAAUCAUCUGACAUAAAAAUGGAGCCUAAAUACUUGUAUAUAAAAACAGAGCCCAAAUUCUUGUCAGACACUGGUGUCUUGGAUGUCAAGAACAAUUUGAAGGAACACCGAAAAAGAGAACCCUCCAAAAACUUUACAGAAGGGAGUGGUAAAUGUCCUGGUGUGAUGUCUAGAUGCUUUGACUUGUCUAUCACUCAAAAAGACCAGGGGGCACCAAGUGACAUAAGGAGGGAAAUCAAAUAUGUCACUGCUAACACAUCAGCUGUAGGAAACCAGGGGGAAAUGACUCCGAGAACUCAAGCUCUCUCUGGACUGAAGAGUAUUGAGGAUGUGCUGAAAUUGAAGCGGAAAGCUGGUCGACCAUUCAAGAAAAAGACAUUGUUUAAAAUGGCUAAACUGCUAGCGAUAGCACAGGAAGGUGGAUCUAAUGAUACGGAGAACUGUGGCAUGAUUGAAGAGUGUGUUCCAAAAUUCCAGCAGGUCCCUGCCUAUCACCCCCCCAAGUCAAAAGUAAAGAAGACGGAUACAAGAACCGUGGCAUCAAAUUCACCUACAAGCACCUCAAGAAAAUCCAGCAGAAAGUGUAAAGCGACCCCAAAAACUGUUCAAAAGAUGCAAAUCCUCACACACACGCCCACCCAACCAGUGUUACCAGUUUCAUCCUAUCUUAUUGAACCCAUUCUCAAAUUGGAGCACACAACUCUUAUCUCACCGUUGUCUGUCAUUCCUCUAUGUAGUGCAGAUAUUUCCCCUCAACAGGAAAGUCACAGAGGUGGAAAACCCCUGAAGAAAAACACACCAUUUUACAAAAACAUGACCACUGCAGUACGACAUCCUCCAAUAUUUGCACUAGAUUCCAAGGCCCUUGCUGAGAUUGCCUCUACAGGGAAUGACAAAGAAACAAAGAAAGACAUUGGAUCCAAAAGUAAAUGCAAAUGGGUGCCUAGAACUCGUGGUGUAUCAGAAUUACCGUGUACAAAUGGAAUUCCUCAGGGAGAUAUACACACCCAGACUAAUAGGGAUGAGGUGUAUUCCAAGACUUCGGCGCCUACUGUGCCACACUCCCAGAAAUCACGGAAACGUGGGGUUCAACAUAAAAAAGGUACAGAAAAGGCACUUGUCCUAUUAUCUGAUCAACCUGCCCUUCCUGUUUCAGAUUGCCAGUUGCAGGUGCAAAAUCACAGUGCAUCUCAGGAAACGCCUUUACUGCCAUCAAAGAUUGAGACAGAAUCUGACACUGUAUACCCGACACCGAGAACGGCUACAAAGAAUAUUCCAAAGAUGUGUAAGGCAAGAAACAAACCUUUACUGAAAGUUGAGAAAGCACAGGUGCCAACUCUGGAUCCUUCCCUUGUAGUGGAACAUAUGCGUCCCGAUGUGCCAGAAGUGGAUCAAAUGAGACAAGUGGAAGCAGUGAUAGAGUCAGUAAUUAAAGAUGUUCACCAACCACUGGAACAUGUGGAUCAAAGAAACAAAAAUAAAGAAGAAGCCAGCAAUGUUUCUGCAUCAACUCUGGAUUCUUCACUUGGAAUGGAACAUAUGCGUCCUGAUGUGCCAGAAGUGGAUCAUACAAGACAAAUGGAAGCAGUGAUGGAGUCAGUGACCGAGGAUCUACACAAAAAAGAGGUCAGUGAUGUUUCUACAUCAGCAUACUCAACCUUUCCUUCCUCAGAUAACCUGUUUGAACAACAUAACCAUAGUACAUUAUCUCAAUCGCCUUUGCUGACAUUAGAAAUAAAGACAGAAUCGGGCAGAAUCAAGAAUGCCCUACCCAAAAAGUCGAAAAUAUGCAUGAAAGAGAAACAUACGUCAAAAAGCCUAUUGAAAAGUCAUAAGAAAGCAUCUAUGCCAACUUCAGGUCCUUCAUCUGACACAGUGCAUGCGCCAUCCAAAAGAGUUAAGAAGAAUUCCACUACUUGUCAAGAAAGAAAAAGACCUUCACAGAAAGUUGAGAAAGCACAGGUGUCAACUCUGGAUAUAAACUACUCUGGAGAGAAACAUAGAAGUCCUGAAAUCCCACAAAUGGAUGAAAUGAGACAUGUGGAAGCAUUUAUAGAUGCAGUGAUUGAGGAUCUCCACAAACCACUCAAACCUAAGGAUCAACAAAAAAAGUUAAAAGAAGAGACUGAUAAUGUUGCUCCAUUAGAACCAACAACCUUUCCUGCCUUGGAUAACCUGUUGGAACAGCAUAACCAUAGUAAAUUACCUCAAUCUUAUUUUCUGUCAUCAAGAAAGACAAAAUCAGGCUUGAAACAUGCCGUACCCAAAACGGCAACAAAGAAUAAGUCAAAAGCAUGCUUUAAAGGGAAACUCUCUAAAACUGAUAAGAAAGCAGCUGUACUAACUUCCGAUCCUUCUAUUGGAGGUGAAGAUGGAUAUCUUGAAAUGCCUCCCCACCUUAACCAAGCAGAGAAAGGAGGAAAGAGUGAUGGAAAGAACAAUAAUGAUGUAGUAAAGCAUGAAAUAUCAAUGACAGAUGACCAUUUGGAAACAGCAGCCCACAAACCACAUCAGCGUAAAGGGCCAAGAAAGAAGCUAAAAAAAGAGGACUGUAGUGUUUCCAAACCAGAUCAAGUAGAAUCCACUAUCUCAGACAGCCAGCUAAAACAGCAUGACCACAAUGCAUUAGAGCAUGUUUCUUUGCUAGCAUCAGAGACAAAGACAGAAUCAGGAAUGGAACAUAUCAUACCUGAAAUGGCAACAACAAAUAAGUCAAAAUCAUCCAGGAAAAGAGACCUCCCUUUAAAAGCACCCCCAGCAAAUGCUAAAAGAGCAGCUAUGCUAACUUCAAAUCCUUCUCUUGGAGCAGAAGUUGGAUGUCUUGAAAUGCCUCCCAACCUUAUCCAUGCAAAGCAAGGAGGAAAGUGUGAUGGGAAAAGCAAUAACAAUGUAGUUAAACAUAAAAAAGAAACAGUGACAUCAGUGAUGGAAAAACAUAUGGAAACAGAGCGCAAACCACGUAUGGGGUCAAAAAAGAAUCUGAAAGAAGAGGACAGCAAUGUUUCCAUAUCAGAACAAGCAGCAACUCUUACCUCAGAUAAACAUCCCAACCAAGUUUCUUCGCUGGCAUCAGAGAUCAAGUCAGAAUCUAACAGUGGAUGUGUCACACCCACACAAAAAAAGUAUAUUUCAAAGGCAUGCAAGAAAAGGAAGAUAACUCCAACCCCACCAAGUUCAAAACUUUCUCUUGGAAUGGAAUAUGGAUACUCUGAAAUGGCUACCAAUUUCACACAUGUGGACCAGGUUCAGAAUAUUCUUGAUACUUAUAAAAUCUCCAAAGUGAGAAAAAAAAUUACUGGUUCAAUAUCCAAUCGAAGAAAUUCCAGACUGCCCUACACAUCUAAUUCACAUAUCACAACUGAGUCGAUGCAAGAUCAAGUAAUUCUAUCGGUUGCAUCAGAUCUCACCAAUAACCCUACCAGUCCUGUAUCAAUAACAGUGUCCUCAAUUGCAGUGCAAGGACAGAUUACUCAAUUAGUGAGUGCUGACUGUAUCAACAAACGGUCACAUAAAAUGAGGACUCCUAAGACGAUAAAACCUCAGAGACCAAAAGGCACAGGUCUUGAUAAGAAUAUCACAGAUGACAACAUGUCUCUCAAAUUCUUAUCAGCAUUUGUAAAAGAGGAACUCAUUGAGGAAGAAAAAAGCCCAGAAAAUAGGGGGAAAGAAGAUGGCAAAGGGAAGAAAGGCAAAAUUCUCAAAAUAGACUAUGUGAAUCCACAAAGUAAACACAGCCAAUCUCAGGUGAAGGAUGGCAAUGCAUUAACAGAUGACAAAUUCAUUUUACAAGUCCCUAUAGAUGAAGCAGGGGGCUCUAUGUCUAUUGCAAUAGACACAAUCAGUACUGUGAUUCCAAAACGUAAAAAAGGUGGUCGUUUUUCCAAGAGAUUGCAAAAAAUGUCAUCUACCACCAACGUUCCCAGUGAACAGCAAUGCAUUAAUAUGUCCCCAGAAAAAACAUCUCUGUGUGUCAGCAAUAUAUCAGAAAUACAAAGAAAGCGAAAAGUUGACACCAGAAGUACUGAUUUUGUUAAUGCAGAUAUAAAAGUCCUAAAUCCUAAAGAUGAUCUUAGUGAAAGCUCUGUAUUAGUGGACUCGUCCUUACUGGAGAAUCAGAGAAUGAAGAACAAGGGGAAGAAAAAUUCCAAGACAAUUUCGGAAGAACCGACAGUGGCCACAUCAGUUGUAAAAGAGAUGGUGGGGCAAGAUUUUCAGACCACCAUAACAGCACUGAAAAAUAAACAAGGUCGGCCAUUCAAGAAAAGAACUUUGAGAAUGGCAAAACGGCUGUCAUGUGGAGAGCAGAAGUCAAACACUAGCGGGGAACUUUCUGUGAAUAAGACACAGAGCUGUAAAUCAAAGGGAACUUCUAAGGGAGGGAAAAAGAACAAUUUGAACCCAGCGUCGUCAACCUUAAGGCACACUAAAGCAUCCAAGGCAAUGAAGAUUGAAGACAUUGCUCUUAAACAAGAGCAAGAUGACAUAUGGGAGAUCGUUGAUGUAUCCAGCAACAUUUUCUCCUCACAAACUGUGACUAUUUCCCCCAGUAUUUCAGGGCAAGAAUUUGAAACCUCCAUAUCUUCAGAAACAAUGUUCUCUGUUGAUGCAGGGCCGAUACAAGGAAUCCAGCAAAUUGAAUCUACCCAAUUAACACCCCAUCUCACAAAAUUACCUCAUAAAGUGACUGGUGUGAAGAAGAGACGCAGGAGAAAUAAAACUGGAUGGGCUACAAAAGUGAAAUCCAAACGACCACUCUCCAAAGUGAACUCCGGGGAUAGGCUUGACGUUUUGAUUCAGUCUACCAUUGACAACACUAGCCUCUGUAAUUCGUUAAUGGAAAAUUACACAUUGGAAAGUGUUGAACAAGAAGAAUGUAGAGCACACGAAGUGAAAGCAGUAACAAACGAUUACAAUGUAGUUAAUGUUAGGGAGAUCAACUGUGGAGAUCAACUCCUAACAGCUCGUGCUAAAUUACAGCAUUCAAGUGUACUUCAACAAAAUUUUAAGACAAGGAAACCAAUGUCAUGCCACUUCUGUGGUCGCUCAUUUCGUCACAUAUCAGCAUACACAAUUCACAAGCGCAUUCACACAGGUGAGAAGCCUUACAGGUGCCAGAAGUGCGGCAAGAGCUUUGCUCAGCUCUCCAAGCUCAACUCGCACUCAAACAUCCACAAACAACAUGGACUCAUGCAAUGCCCAUGUUGCGUCACUCAGUCUCCAAACAAAGAUGACUUGAUUGAUCAUUUAAAGAUCCACAUGAAGGGCACCAAGAGGUUCAGUUUGAUUAAUAAAACGAAAAGAGCCAGAGAAAUUCAGAUCCAAUCUUGCGCUGAUUAUAUAGAUUCCCCAGUCUCCCUUAAUGGCAGGAAAACCCUUAGAUGCUCCACUUGUUUCAAAUAUUUUUUCAGCAAGGCCACAUUGAAGAUGCACCUGCAAACACACAGUGGAGUGAGUCGUUUCACCUGCAAAGUCUGUGGCAAGAUGUUUAGCAAGUUCUUAAGUUUCAAUGCACAUGAAAAAACACACUGGCCUGUUAAACCGUAUGCCUGCUCUGUGUGUGGAAAAGGCUUUGUUCUGCUUAGGGAGCUUAAAACCCACUCUCAUAUGCACUCAGGAGAGAUGCCUUUCUUCUGUAACCAAUGUGGACAGGCCUUUAGCGUCUUCUCAUCCUUGCGCACACAUCAAGUCUCCAAAGUGUGUUUUGAGGCUAGAUAUGAGGGAGAUGGAAACAAGGUUGACAUUGAGGGGUUCCUGGUGGAGCAAAGGACUGAUGGGCAGAUUAAUACCCCGAUGUACUUUAAAUGUCAGAUUUGCAAACAACUUAAUCGUCACUGGUGUCAGUACAUUCUUCAUCUACAAACGCACACUAAUAACAGGCCAAACCUUUGUGAGGUCUGUGGACAAAGGUAUGACCAGGUCACGGAAUUAUGUGUUCAUUGUAAAGUUUGUUGCAAAUCAAGUGGAGAGGAGAGGGCAUGCAUUUCGUCCUUGUCACAGGUCUGGUACGAACCCCAAUCUCUGCAGAAUCAGACGCCUGAGCCUGAAAUUGAUUCUCCGUACAAUGAUAGUCAGGAAAUGUUAUCUUUGGAUGACCAGCAUCCCCAAUGUAAGGAGCCUGAGCCUCUGCCACCUCCGGAAACUAUGGAGGAGUAUUCCUCAGAUGUGCUUCCACAAAACCCCAAACCUGCUUGCCAGACCCCAGACCCCAGACCCCAUCCUUCUCCCUCAAACUCCAUGUGUGCAAGUCCUGCUCUAUCUUCCCCUUCUGUAAUGAGCUGUAAUUCCGUACGUGUGGUUCAACAGCCUGCAGGUGUUCGCUCUUGUUUACAGACCCAUGCCCCUUGUGACAGGUAUUCAUGUGGACAAUGUGGAAAAUCCUUUAACCAGUGGAACAAGCUUUGGUUGCAUCAGGGACUACACAGAGAAAAACGCUGUAGCUUCUCAUGCAAUCAGUGCAAUUUAGAGUUUCGCUUCUUUGGCUCCUAUAGGGAGCACAUGCAGGAACAUGCAGCACAGAGACCAUAUGCUUGUCCAUUAUGUCCCAAAACCUAUGUCAUUGAAGAAGACUUAAAUACCCAUCUGUGUGAAAAUCACCAGCCGCGUGAAAGCCUGAAAUGUGACACGUGUGGAAAGGAGUUCACCGGUUUCAGAUACUUGGAGAAACAUCGUCUUUUACACAGAGGUGCUAGCUCACACUACUGUCUCCCUUGCAUGCUCCCAUUUCCUAGUAACCAAGCCUUACAGAAUCACUUGAAGGCUCACAAAGCCCGCCCUGUUAUCCCUCUCCCUGAAGGGCCAUUGGAACCACUUCUAUUUCCAUAUCGCUGUGAAAAAUGUAAUGCCAGAUUUACAACCACAGACUUACUCCAAGCCCAUCAGGUUUGCCAUCUUAUUGGGGGGGAAAAAGCAUAUAGCAGCAUUUCAGCUAAUUAUGUUUCUGCAUCCCUUACCUCCAAGCUUUCAAACAAGCCAAGACAGAGAGUCACGCUGCUAUCCCCUCAGACAAUACCAAUUCCUCCGUCAAAGAAAAGGAACAUGUAUAGGUAUCCUAACCCUGAUCGUCUUUAUGUCGUCCCUAAAAUAUCCUCACAGCCAUCAGUCAUUAUUUCAGACACAGAAGAAGAGCCUCAAGAGCUUCUAAACAUUAGCUUAUCCUCAGUCUACGACACACCCUGUAACACUGUGUCCCUUGAACAUGAAGGGCAAAUCAUCCCUAGCAAUGAUUGUUGUGAGGCAAGCAACUCCGAUUUACCUCAGCCCUCAUAUCCCUCCUCAUGUGUUCUUACUGAUGAACCAACUCAAUGUACACCAAAGCCCCAAACAGACACCACAAACAUGCCGACACAUGAACCACCCUCACCCUGUCCCCUGGAUAAAGGUCCUCGGAAUGUACCAGCCCAAAUACGAGACAAGUCUAAGGGUGAUCAUGAUGCUUUCUUUAGAGCCUCAACAUUUGUGAUACCAAGGGGCAAAAAGUGGGGGUAUGAUGCCUUUGAGUGUGCGGAUUGUUGGGUAACAUUUAGUGACGUCUCAGAGCUACAUGAGCAUUACAUACAUCAUGCCAGGGGGGUGAAGUGAAUGUCAAUACAUAUUUUCACAAUUCCACUAUUGUAUAUAAUUGCUUUUGAUGAUAUUGGUCAUUUACACCUGAAGAGUACGAUAUCUGUUUCUGAGUUAACCAUAGUUGUCUUAAUAGCUAUAGCAAUGGUUAAAGGAAUAAUCCACACAAAACCCCUAAUUACUAUGAUUUACAUUGUUAAAUAACGCCUUUUGCAUUUUGUCGUUAUAAGGCAGGAAGCAACAUAUGAUAAUUUUUGUAGGAAUCUGUUGGAGCUCUCUCUGGACAGGAUUGCUGGCUAGCUACAAAACAUAGCUACACACGAUAAUAUCAAAAUCAAUAUCAGCAUGUGAAGUAGCUAGUCAGCUGUAAAAUCCCUGAAACACACUGCGCUAUUAAUUUUAGGAGUUACAAUCUCACCAUGUUCAACCUGGUGGAGAUUGUCUUGCUCAAAAUAGUGAGUGAGGUUGCUAUGACAACGCAAUGACCCUGCCUGCACUGCGAAGGUCGCUUUGCGUGAUGGUAGUUAAAGGACAUUGAUCUGACGGUGCACUUUGAGUUUGAAUGAAAUAUAUACUUUGUCAUGACAAUAUAGACUGUUGGAUGUGUUCUAGACUAGUAUGUCAAUGUCAUCUAUUGUUUGAUUUGGCAAUCUGGAGUGCAGGUAAUUGUUUUAAAAGAAUUAUGAAAUAUGCUAGUUUGUUAUUGCCUAUCUCCAAAGACAAAAACUUUAUCGUGAUGACGCGGCACAACACAAUUUCGGACCAGAAGUUAAAUCAUGCCAUGGUGAAAAUAAUCAUAGAACAGACUAUCACCAAUUUGAGAGGUGUUUCAUUCCUUCAGUGUAUAUUAUUUGUUUAACGUUGACAUGAACUUUUUUUCCUUAAAAAAAACAUUAUUUAUAUUAUUUGAAUAUAUCCGGGGAAUAGAUUUUUCUCCCACCCCCAAAUUGUACAGUACUACAAAAAUGUGCCUUUUGAAUAGAUUACGAACUUGUCGUACUUUUAAACAGUUACUCCAAUCUAUCCUGUUUUAUUUGUUCUCUUUUUGGAAGAGCAUUUGGAAAGUACCCCUUUCAGACCCUUUGACUUUCAUUUUCUAAAAUGGAUUCUAUAGUUUUUUUCCCCCUCAAACAAUCUACACACAAAACACCAUCAUGACAAAGCAAAAGCAGGUUUUUAGGAAUUUGAGCCAAAAAAAUGAAUAAAUGAUGUUACAUUUACAUAAGUAUUCAGACCCUUUUCAGUGUUUUGUUGAAGCACCUUUGGCAGCAAUUACAGCCUUGAGUCUUCUUGGGUAUCACGCUACAAGCUUGGCACACCUGUAUUUGGGGAGUUUCUCCCAUUCUUCUCUAGAGAUCCACUCAAGCUCUGUCAAGUUGGAUGGGGAGCGUCGCUGCACAGCUAUUUUCAGGUCUCUCCAGAGAAGUCCGAUAGGGUUCAAGUCUGGGCUCUGGUUGGGCCUCUCAAGUACAUUGAGACUUGUCCCGAAGCCGCUCCUGCAUUGUCUUGGCUGUGUGCUUAGGAUUGUUUUCCUGUUGGAAGGUGAACCUUCGCCAAAGUCUGAGGUCCUGAGAGCUCUGCAGCAGCUUUUCAUCAAGGAUCUCUGUACUUUACUCCGUUCAUCUUUCCCUCAAUCCUGACUAGUCUCCCAGUCCCCGCUGCUAAAAAAACAUCCCCACAGCAUGUUGCUGCCACCACCAUGCUUCACCAUAGGGAUGGUACCAGGUUUCCACCAGACGUGACGCUUGGCAUUCAGGCCAAAUAGUUCAAUCUCGGUUUCAUCAGACCAGAGAAUCUUGUUUCUCAUGGUCUGAGAUUCUUUAGGUGCCUUUUGGCAAACUCCAUGUGUGCUGUCAUGUGCCUUUCACUGUAGAGUGGCUUCUGUCUGGCCACACCCAUAAAUGCCUGAUUGGUUGAGUGCUGCAGAGAUGGUUAUCCUUCUGGAAGAUUCUCCCAUUUCCACAGAGGAACUCUAGAGCUCUGUCAGUGAUCAUCGGGUUCUUGGUCACCUCCCUGACCAAGGCCCUUCUCCCCCGAUUGCUCAAUUUGGCUGGGUGGCCAGCUCUAGGAAGAGUCUUGGUGGUUCCAAACUUCUUCGGGAGUACUGGAGAAUUUUUUGUUUUGCUACCCUUCCCCAGAUCUGUGCCUCGACAUAAUCCUGUCUCGGAGCUCUACGGACAAUUCCUUCAACCUCAUGGCUUGGUUUUUGUUCUGACAUGCACUGUCAACUGUGGGACCUUAUAUAAACAGGUGUGUGCACAUCAUAUCCAAUCAAUUGCAUUUACCAGAAGUGGACUCCAAUCAAGUUGUGGAAACAUCUCAAGGAUGGUCAAUGGAAACAGCUCAAUUUCAAGGCUCAUAGCAAAGGAUUUGAAUAUUUAUGUAAAUAAGGUAUAUUCCUUUUUCUUUAUACAUUUGCAUUUAAACAUUUCUAAACCUGUUUUUGCUUUGUCAUUAUCGGGUAUUGUGUAUACAAUUCCUUAUAGAAUAAGGCUGUAACGUUACUACGUCUCAAAUGUUAAGGGGUCUGAAUACUUUCAGAAUGGACUGUACAUGUUUUUUUAAUGUUUAACGUUGUAGAUGUUGUAACACACUCUAAGGGUGUAUUCACAUAUAGUCCUCUUUUAAAAUAACCGAUAUCAGUCCUCUUUAAAGUCAACUGGAGGGUAACAAAAUGUUGUUAUCUUUGUAGUUACACUGCCCUUGCCUUUGCAACUCUUUUACCAGUUCACUUCACCUAUUUUGUGGACUGAGUCCUCUUUUUUUGCAUUCACAUUGCUAUGUUUUGAAAAGAACCAACAUCUUUUUCCAACAUUCACUCAUGCAGGACAAGCCAUUCAAUCACAAUGUGUUAUGGGACAGCUAGAUAUACAUACUUACAGUUUGGAAGCUAAUAGAUUGCUUUUAGUUCAAAUAUGAGACAUAACUGUAAUCAGAUGAUACGAUUAACUUGUAAAUAUUAUUGGUAACAGAACAAAUAGCAAUUGAGUAACUGCAGAUUAAAUAAUGCUGUAAUUGAAAAUUUUACACCCAAUGUAGGCUACUUCCCCUUUAAGAGCUAGAAUAGAUUUUAUAGGUUGUGAUUCUCACCAAAUAUGUUGUCUUCUCACACUAUUCAAACCCCACGAUCAAUAAACAGCUUAUAAAACUCUCUUAGCAUAUAGAGCACAUAUUGCAAACCAAUAAUCUGAACUAAAAACUCCAUCUCUCGUGGCACCAAUGUAAGGGUUUAUGGCAGGGGAAACAGUGUUGCUGUAGUCUAGUGUGUUGUGUGGGAAUAGUUACAAGCGAACCUGGGGACUUUUGUGUUUACAUUGUCCUAAAAAUGGGAACCGGACCACAGAAUUCAAGCGAACCCAACUCAGACCACCUCUCGAGAUGAUCUCUGUUCGGUUCGGGGGCUCUUUUGAGGGGUUUGAGUUUCUCUGGAGUGUUAACAAUGUACAAUAAAUUAAGCGAACUGCACAGAGUUCACAAAUAUUGGCUGAAAGGGAACAAAUGUGAAAACACCCUAUGUUGUGUCCUUUUGGGGUAACGGUUAGAUCUGCUUUCCAAACAGUCAAUUGUUUGGUAAAUGGUGAUUACUUACCAUCUUUGUUUUCUGGAAAUGUGAAGUGUGGUUUGUGACACUAUUGUAAUUAGUCAUUUCAAGUGUCAAAGAUGUCACUGGACAUUCAGUAAACAUUACUCAUUCCAUCUUUAAGCACUGUACAGCAAAGCUAUUGUCAACACAAAGAUGUGAUGGAAAGGAUUUGUUAUAUUGAUUCUGUGCUGAUAAUUUUCAUUCUUUAGAUGUCUCAUUAUCAAUGCAAAAGUUUAAAAAAAGUUUUUAUAUACAGUUGUCUUACAAUAAAAGUAUCUUGACUUUGA
Molecule: messenger RNA, 13031 nt
Organism: Oncorhynchus kisutch (coho salmon)
Lineage: Eukaryota; Metazoa; Chordata; Actinopteri; Salmoniformes; Salmonidae
Exons: 4
Coding region: 288-9179 (2963 amino acids)
Biological process (GO): regulation of transcription by RNA polymerase II
Cellular component (GO): nucleus
Molecular function (GO): RNA polymerase II cis-regulatory region sequence-specific DNA binding; DNA-binding transcription activator activity, RNA polymerase II-specific
Source: RefSeq, a predicted model, not a curated record